AUGGCUCUCCCCGGCCAAAUCCUCGGUCCCUCCACAUCCUCCCCAAUUGGCACAGGAACACACAUCACAGGCCCAAACCUCAUAGCCAGCAUCUCAGGUCCCCCCCUCACAACCACCACCAACAAAUCCUCCAAAACAACGACAACAACCACCACAUCCAUCCCCCGCCUAUCAGGUCCCCUACUCCCCACAACCUCAACCAUAAUCCUCGGAAAAAUCACCCGCACCACCCCGCGCCAAGCGCACCUCUCAAUCCUCGCCUUGGGAGCCUCAGGUACACACGUCUGUUCCGAGCCCCUCCCCGCAUUGAUCCGCCAACAAGACAUACGCRCGACGGAGAUUGWUAAAGUCAAAGUCGCCGAGUCCUUUCGCGUGGGAGAUAUUGUGCGGGCGGAAAUUAUCUCGCUGGGGGAUGAGAGGAGUUAUUAUGCGAGUACGGCGAGGAAUGAAUUGGGGGUUGUGAUGGCUGUUAGUGAGGUGGGGAAUUCGAUGGUGCCGGUUAGUUGGAGGGAAUUUGAGGAUUUGGAGACGGGGAGGAGGGAGGUGAGGAAGGUUGCUAAGCCGGUUUGA
This is a messenger RNA of Ramularia collo-cygni, 570 nucleotides long. Its product is annotated as related to CSL4-core component of the 3`-5` exosome. Lineage: Eukaryota; Fungi; Ascomycota; Dothideomycetes; Mycosphaerellales; Mycosphaerellaceae. Gene Ontology annotation, biological process: RNA processing. Gene Ontology annotation, cellular component: cytoplasm; nuclear exosome (RNase complex). Bases 1 to 570 code for a protein of 189 amino acids. The transcript has a single exon. The record is from RefSeq and is a predicted model, not a curated record. Gene Ontology annotation, molecular function: RNA binding.